Fragaria vesca subsp. vesca is the source of this 418-nucleotide messenger RNA. RefSeq names its product putative phytosulfokines 6-like. The record is from RefSeq and is a predicted model, not a curated record. NCBI's taxonomy places the organism in Eukaryota, Viridiplantae, Streptophyta, Magnoliopsida, Rosales, Rosaceae. The transcript is spliced from 3 exons. Gene Ontology annotation, biological process: cell population proliferation. The coding region runs from base 100 to 384 and encodes 94 amino acids. Gene Ontology annotation, cellular component: extracellular region. Gene Ontology annotation, molecular function: growth factor activity.
CACCACAACCCCCAACUUCUAACUCUUUAAAAUUAUCUCCCUUACUCUCCAUCUCUCCCCCUCACUCUCUCUCUCUCCUCUUUUAUCUGAAUUGAAACAAUGAGGCCAAGCUUUCAAACAACAGCUAUUGUUCUGUGCAUCUUGUUCAUCAUUUCUUCCUCAACAAUAUCAGCCAGCAGGCUUUUACAGGACAAAGAAGGACAAGAGGAGGCAAAGCUCAAGAAAAUCAGUGAUGGGGAUUCACUUGUGGAGCUGGAAAGCAGUGACCUCAUGAAUCUAAUGGGACUGGAAGCCUGUGUUGAUGGAGAUGAAGAAUGUUUAAAGAGAAGAGUUACUGCAGAAGCUCACUUGGACUACAUCUACACCCAGCACCAUAAGCCUUGAUGCAGAUGCCAGCAAGCUUCAUAUUAUUCAAUAU